Molecule: messenger RNA, 2193 nt
Organism: Camellia sinensis
Lineage: Eukaryota; Viridiplantae; Streptophyta; Magnoliopsida; Ericales; Theaceae
Source: RefSeq, a predicted model, not a curated record
AUGUGGCUUCGUGACGAAAGAUGUGAGGAGGUUGUCAAGGCUACUUGGGGCCAUGUACAAGAGGUUACUAUGGACAGUGUGCGGGGUAAUUUGGAGAAGGUGAGUGUUGGUUUAUCCCAGUGGGAUAGGACCACGUUUGGCCACGUCCAGCAGUUAAUCCGAACUAAGUUGAGUGAGGUCCGGCGUCUGGAUGGUCAGGAUGUGCUCUCGACCGAAGACAACUGUGUUCGUAGGAAUUUAUGCUGUGAGAUUGAUGAACUCCUUGAGCGGGAUGAGGCUUUAUGGUGCCAACGAGCACGGGCCAAUUGGUUAAAGGAGGGAGAUCGCAACACCUCUUUUUUCCAUUCCAAAGCUUCCCAACGGCAUAAGAAGAAGAGGAUUAAUGGGCUUGAAAAUGAUGAGGGUGAAUGGUGCACUAAGCCUGAGGAGCUGGAGAAGAUUUCAGUGGGCUUUUUUGAAGAUUUGUUUUUGUCUGAACAUCUGCAGGGUAUUGGAGAUGUUUUGGAUAAAAUUCACAUGGUUGUUUCUCCAGCGAUGAAUGCGGAACUAGCUCGAGUUUACAGAGCAAAGGAGGGUAUUGGAGAUGUUUUGGAUAAAAUUCACAUGGCUGUUUCUCCAGCGAUGAAUGCGGAACUAGCUCGAGUUUACAGAGCAAAGGAGGUCACGCAGGCAGUCUUGGGGAUCCUUAAUGAUCGGAAAGGGGUGACGACAGUGAAUGACACCUUUCUUGUGCUAAUUCCGAAAGUGAAAAAUCCUAAACGAAUGUCUCAAUUCCGGCCAAUUAGCCUUUGUAAUGUGGCCUACAAGAUUGGUCUGUCAUCUUUAAUCACUCGGGCUGAAGAAGAGCGACACUUCACUGGUGUGGCUGUGUGUAGAGGAUGUCCGCAUGUAUCCCAUCUUUUCUUUGCGGAUGACAGCUUGAUUUUUGGGGUGGCAACUGUGCAAGAAUUAACUGUGGUUAAAGAUAUUUUGGGAAAAUAUGAGUUAGCAUCAGGCCAAAAAAUCAAUCUUGAAAAAUCGGCUAUUUGUUUUAGCAAGAAUGUUGCGGUGGAUACUCAAGAGGUGUUGCGGACGGAUAUGGGGGUUGGUACUAUGGUGGAAUCUGGGAAAUAUCUUGGCAUGCCAUAUAUUGUUGGUAGAUCCAAACGUGAGAUGUUUAACUAUGUUAAAGACAGAGUGUGGAAAAGGCUAAAUGGGUGGAAAGAAAAAUAUUUAUCGGCAGCUGGUCGAGAAGUCUUGAUAAAAUCGGUUGCUCAAUCUAUUCCCACGUACAUUAUGUCAUGUUUCCAACUGCCAGAUGGGCUUUGUGGAGAGAUUGACUCUAUGGUGAGUAAUUAUUGGUGGGGACAGCGGGAGAAUAAACGAAAAAUCCAUUGGAAAAGUUGGCGAGCUCUUUGUGAUCCCAAAUGGAUGGGUGGAAUGGGGUUUCGAUGUUUAAAAGCUUUCAACACAGCUAUGUUGGCCAAACAAGGGUGGAGAUUGAUGUCGUCGCCGGACUCAUUGCUGGCCAAAAUUUUGAAGGCCAAGUAUUAUCCUACUGCAAUUUUUUUUCAAGCUGGCGUUGGGUCGAAUCCCUCAUUCACGUGGCGGGGUAUUAUUAAUGCUAGGCCGCUAUUAGAAGCAGGAGUAAGGACAGGAGAUGUUGGAAUUCACAGCUCCUACAUGAGAAUUUUAUGGCAAUGGACGUGGAAGCCAUUCAGAAAAUCCCUCUCUGCUGUCAAGAUGAGUCUUAGCUUACGGAAGGGGAAAGGGUCUGGGUCCGAGGGGCAACAUGCUACCUGGUUUUGGAAGCGGGUCUGGCACCUUCGGAUUCCCAAUAAGAUCAAGGUCUUUGCAUGGAAGUGCUGCUCCAAUAUUCUACCAAUAAAAUCUAUACUUCGGCAUUGGCAUUUGAUAUCGGACGCUACAUGUACUGGCUGUGGUGAUGGGCCAGAAACAUUAAUGCAUUGUUUUGGCUGUCCGAUGGCGCAGGAGGUGUGGCAUCACAGCCCGCUGAUGUUUGUGUUAGAUAAGGGAGUUGGUCUUGAUUUUAUGAGUUGGGCAUAUGAAAUUGGGCGGAGUUCUGAUGCAGAUACAUUGGGGUUGUUUUUUGCCAUUUGCUGGGGUAUGUGGUCUUCUCGGAAUGCAGCCAUAUUCAAUAGUAUUGAGCGAUCGGCGGUUUCAACUAUUCAGAUGGUAAGUGGAUUGCUGUAA